AUGCUGGUGACCUAUUUGGAAGACAGCCGGGACCUUUGCGAGACGGACUCAAUUCUUUUUGGCGCCGCGCUGGCAGUGUGCCGUAUUAUAAGCUCCAAACUUUCCACGGCUGGACGCGCUACUGGACAAAGUAGCGCUAUCCCAGCCUGGAGAAUAAGAAUUGAAGAACGUAUCGCAAAGGCUAGGGCCCUCAUCGGCAGACUGAUAUGCUUCAGGUCAGGCAACAAUAGACCAAGGAUUGUGCGCACCGUCAGGAUGGCAUUUGCUGGGACAAAUGUUAAUUUGUUUCAGCCGGAUAUAAUGCAAAAACUGACGAAGCGCAUAGAUGACCUGAAGCAGAGAAUCGCUGCUUGGGGAAAGCGGAUUCGGCGAUAUACCGAGAGGUCGACACGGUUUAACCAGAAUCGUCUCUCCCAAGGCUCUAAUCUUGGAGCACCAAUGUUAAGUGGAACGGCCCACACCAAAUCAGCCACACUGUAG
This is a messenger RNA of Parnassius apollo (apollo), 480 nucleotides long. NCBI's taxonomy places the organism in Eukaryota, Metazoa, Arthropoda, Insecta, Lepidoptera, Papilionidae. The record is from the annotation of a GenBank genome assembly.